Aedes albopictus (Asian tiger mosquito) is the source of this 2821-nucleotide messenger RNA. RefSeq lists its product as uncharacterized. The record is from RefSeq and is a predicted model, not a curated record. Gene Ontology annotation, biological process: signal transduction. NCBI's taxonomy places the organism in Eukaryota, Metazoa, Arthropoda, Insecta, Diptera, Culicidae.
AUUACCCUGAACACGCUGGCCUUCUUUAUGCAGUUCCUGCACACCGUGUCCUUGAAUGCGUCCGGUAACAAAAUGACAAUCGAGAACCUGGCCAUUAUCCUGGCGCCGAAUCUGAUGCCCAUAGUGGAAAUGGUUCAACAGCGACUCAAUAGCCACGUCAAAGUGAUUCAGCUGUUGAUUGAAAACUCGCAUCAGAUUGGUGUCGUACCGGAUGCGAUUCUGGAGAAGCUCAAUGAUUCGAUAAGCUUAGUUCGCCAGGGCGCCACGGGCGAGUCGGCUGCAAACACCACCGAUAAAAAGAAAAAGAAACGAAGGAGCGGCUCAUUGACGAGAAUGUUCCAUGGGCUGAAGAAGAUCGUAGGUGCCAUUGGGUCGUCCGAAAGCUUGGACAAGACUGACGAGUUCGUAGAAAAGGACAGUAGUAUGGCGGCGAUUGCCACACCGUGCCUGAACAAAUCUUCUAAAAAGCGUAAGGUCACCGAUGGAAUGCCAUUCAGUGCGAAGAAAAAAAAAGAGAUCGUCUCAUCGCUUCCUGAUGGUCAGGAGAUCUUGCCUUACACUCCGUUGGCUCUGAUGAAGGAGACGAAGAAAUCUCGCCUCAGUCUUGGUGGUGGCAAUAAGAACAAAUCCAGCAAAAAUGGGUCUCGCUUGAUACCGAGUACAUCGGUGACCUCGAUUGUGGACAAUAAGCCAAUGGAACGCCGUUGGAGCGUGGUCGGAGCACCGUGGGCCCGUAAAAAGCAAAAGAAUAAUUCAAAGGCCUCUUCGGAAUCGGGUAGCAAAACCGAAGAAGAGGAUGAAGUCGAAGAGGAAAAAGGUUUGGCAGGUUUGUCUCCGGUGAUUUCAUUGCCCAACUUGGCUACGCCAGAAAUUGAACAGGAACGAGAGCUGUUCGAGGCGCAGAUCUUGAAAAUGCCGCAGAUGAAGGGAAAAGCUCUAUUCAAUGACGAUGACGAUGAAGAUGAUGGCGAAGAAUUCAACGGUAACGGUAAGCAUGAUAACGAUGAAGAAUAUUUGCGCAUACCAAAAAGUGAAUACGAAGCUAUUAAGGAGCGGGUUAGUGCGAUAGAAACGCGAAUUUCACAAGAAUUCGGUAGUAUUAUUGGAGGCGUGGUGGACAAAAGGCAAAGCAUCGAUAACAUAGAUCGAGUAGAGGACAAGUAUCAGCAAACGCUAGAACAUACGGAACCAAUCGAGGCUAGCUGUUCCAGCACCGACCAGCUGGCGAAACGGUUGAGCCGCGAGUUGAAGAUUCGUCGAAGUGCGGAACACAAAGUGAUGCGAUCACCAAGCGCUCGUAAGAUCGGAACAAUCCGCAGACGUUCGAAGGAAAACGUUCGACUGUCUCGCAAUCAAUCAUGGCAUAUGGGAUCGAGCACUACUACUUCUACAAAGGCCAUCCCGCCCUUGACAUCGGAUCUGUCGUUCUAUCCUAAAACGAACCUCAAACGCGGUCGCCCGAACACGGUUCAAUCGGGUCUGAAGCAUCCCGAACUGAGUCCCGUAAAACGGGAAGAUAAUUCCAGUACCGGAUCUGGUCAGAACAUUACUGACGAAGAGAAGCAAGAAGAAAAAUGGACUUGUGCCAAACGAUUUUUUGGAGGGGUAGAUAACCAGGAAAAAGUAUCGAUGGAUACAACUCCGGCGACAAAUUCGAACGAAGAAGUGUUCAAGACUCCCGAAGUGGUGAUUCCAGUGCCAAGAAGAGCUUCCAUACGAUCCGGUGGUAGUAGCAAGAAAGCCCCAACGCCCCAUUUCGUGACUCGUAUUGAAAUCGGCGAGGUUAGAACUCCUAUGCUUCCACCGGAAGUUCCCCCGCGAAAAACUCCAUCAAAAACCCCAAUGCUCCCUCCCAAGACUCCGGGUCGGUUGGAUUCUACCUUGCUGAAAACUCAUCUCACGCCCCUCCAAGAACUGCAAUCCGGACGGGCUUCAAUAGCUCGUUUGCGCAGUCAGAACGCUGGAAUGGUUAUGGCUAAGGCCAAACUAUUCGACGGUAUGGUCACAAGUACGAAUCAGUCUUCGCAGCCGCAGGCCAAUCGUCGUCAAAGCAGUAAAUUUGUGAUGAAGAAGAAUUCCGAUGGAUCCAGAACCCUAAAUCCACUGAUGCACGUUCCGGAAAAGAUUCAGUUGCGACAGGUUCAAAAAGUUCGAACAGUAAGCUCGACUCACAACAUAAAAAGUCCCCGUAGAUCAACGCCGCGUAAGCGGGCCUUGACCAAAUCACCGCAUGGCGGAGGCAUCAAUCGGAGGGAAAAACUUCGACUUGCUGGAAAAUCCCCCGGCACAAAAGCAUUCAAUUCGCCGCUCAUCAUCCGGAAGCUACAGGACGAAUCCAAAAAUCCGGACCUUAGUGUUUACUUUUCGCCGAAUCUGUAUGAUCUGGACAACAAAACUCCCCACAGCAAGAAACAGUUUGCACGGAAUUCUCCCCGAAGGCUUAUCAACACUACUCCACAGGGCCGGGAAAAUAGACCGGUUAAUCCGUCGGGUGGACGGCAGCAGACGCCAAUGAAGGCCACGCCUCUUUCAAAGCUGGCAAUAGUUUCAUCACCAACCGUGGACGGUUUACCGCAGCCACGACGGGAAUCUCCGCGACUGAUGGCCAAUAGUGGCCCACCCAGCCGUAGCAGACCGGUCACCGCGAUGUCCGUUGGGCGAUCUUGAAUACGUACGUAUGUGAGUUGAAUGCUUUCAUUUUUUUAUCAUAUAUCAUGUUUGGCACUUUGUUUAGACGAUUUUAUGUCUGCCAAACAAACGUGACUUAAAAAAAAACCUAAAAUAUUUAGACUGCCAUCUUAUAAUAAAUCUAAGUUUGUAA